Haemonchus placei is the source of this 4407-nucleotide messenger RNA. The record is from the annotation of a GenBank genome assembly. NCBI's taxonomy places the organism in Eukaryota, Metazoa, Nematoda, Chromadorea, Rhabditida, Trichostrongylidae.
AUGUCAGCCAAAACAUCGAAGGUACUGUCGUGGUAUCAGUCAACGGCGGAUAAACGAACAUUACGUAGACAUAAGAUUGGCCCGCCCGAUGUGCACCCACAAGAACCACGACAGGAGGAAGACAAUCUUAGUAAUGAGAGGUUACGAAAGGGAUAUCAGGUGGGCGCAACGCCAUUUGAACACGAAUCUUUGGUGUUCAACAGCCGAUCAGCAAAACUUGACCGGCUUGAUGAGGCCCACGCUAAAUCCACCGCCUUGCUCAAUUUCGUUCUUCACAGAAAAGGUGAAAUCAAUGCCAAUCUUGACAAAGAAAGGAGGAAGAACAGGGAAACUGCAGGCGCCCAAUUUGUUGCUACAAAAACGAAAGAGCGUGCUGUGUGGUUCACUGACCUCGCUCGAGGGAAGGCAUUAUCUCAACUAGCCAAAAAAGUGCCAACCAUAAAGCGCCAAGAUGGUCUGGAAUAUCUAUGUGACUACAGGAUACCGCCUUUUCGAGCUUUGUGGUACCUGAAAGUCACAGCCGCACUCACAGGCAGCUCGAAUACGACCAAACAGAAGAAAUCAAUCAGUGAUCUAUUCUCUGCAGAGUAUAAGGAAAUUUUCGUGAAAGCAAUUAAGGACUUGACUGGUCGGAUGUGGUGCGUGAACGAUCUCUCAACAUGCCCUAUAUAUAAAGAGCGAUGGCUGUACAUAUCAAAUCUGAGCAAAAUAGCUUUUGAGGAUGGCGUAAUAGAACGCCAAGAUUUUUUGAACGAGUUAUGUGACAUAUUCUCUGACUAUUUUGUUCGCAGAGUGAAAAAUGAAGAGAAGCUGCCACAGUUGCGUGUUUAUUUAAUGUUUUUGACACAAUUUCUGCGACAUAUCAACAACAAUCUUAUUCUCGCACGAAGGCUAGCUCACAUGAUUGCUAUGAAGCUCAGACUUUAUAAAAUGGAAUAUGAUGAGCAGAACAAUACUAUAACGAAGGGAGCGGAAGCUUUCAUAGCAUUGACCCAGUGUUCAGCUUAUCGCCCUGUUAUUCACGUUUUGAUAGCAAUUCUUCAAAAUAUUGUUAUUGAUGCGCCUGCUGCUGUGAUUUGGAAUAAAUUCAAGGUUUCAACGACGGAUAAACUUCCUUUCAUUUUGUCCCAACUAUGUGGAUCACCUCUUGAUCUGCUCCCAUGUGCUGUACACGAGCUACCACUCACUCCAGGAAAAGACUCUGAAAGGUUUUCUGAGCUCCUAAAGCUUCGAACGGCGGAAAUAGUGCGCCGAAGUCAAGCAGUUCAAGAUAAAUGGUCUUUCAACCAAAAAGAGCAAUUCGCUUUUGCUAAACUAGUCAAUGGAUGCCUUGAUGUGAUUGGUAUACUCGACUCCACAGAUGUUUUCGAACCAAAUGUAUUAUCGACAGUAACAAAACGGCUGUUCAACUUCCAGUCUGAAAACUGGGCUGAAGACGUCCUAAUAAGGAUGAAGCUCAUGUUGCACUGGGCUGUUACAGCCGAACGCGAAGGGAGUCACAGAGCAGUUAUAGUAACAAAGGUCAUAUAUAAUCAGGUUCUCCAGCAGCAGUCGUACAUGUUUGGCCCAUUUCACAUGCAGGAUAUUAUUCUCAAUUAUUUCUAUACUGAAGCCCCCACAGUCGGAUCAAAAUACUACCACCAAGAAUUUGCGUCACUGGUUACCUUAUUCAUUGAAUUGUCCCGCUUCAAGCUGUUCGUACACGACUGUUUCGUGAAAGAGUUAAUCAAAUCCGGUGAACUGGAUUAUCAGCGGCCUGUUAUGGACAAAUAUAAAAGUGAGAACAAGGCUACAGAUGUGAUAUCGUCUUCCCUCAUUUCAGCUCAGUUCGAGGAUUUAACGCCAGAUGAGCCACCGAAGCCGAGUAGCUUAAUAUCCUUCAGACAGGAUGAAAAGGAUGAGCAUAUCUAUUUGAAUGACCCCAUGUCUGUGAACGAUAGAAUCCUCAUACAGAUGCCACUUCGUCAAACUGAAGAACAUCGUAGCGAAGCAAAUCAGCGCGCACUUGUUUUGUAUGGAAUGGAUGACGUCAGAGAAAAUCACAAGGCUGAAAUGAAAAAGAUUGCCAAGGAAAUAUGCAAAAUUUGGCAGAAAAAGAUAUGUGUUGUCUUUUCGGAAGGUAACGAGGUGCCGUUGUGGAAGCAGUCCAUCAACUCUCAGAAGAUUGUCGAAAUUCUUGCUAGGUUCCGGAGCCAGACUUAUUACGAUCAAAUGAUGAUUUGUGGUUGGUGCGCAGAGUCAUUCUCCGAUAUGAUCCGUGACUUCGUAUUGGGACAUUCACUGCAAAUGCCCACUUCUGAAGGCCUAGAUAUCAUCUGUGGGAUGUUCGAGGCUGCUCAAUACAUUUACGGGAUAUUCGAAUUAUGUGAAGCUGUUACUCCCAUGCUUCUUUCUGCUGAAAAGGUUAUUCGGUCACUAGCAGCAGAUGUUAUUCCCGGAAGUAUGUCUGGACAAUUAGGAUACGUUUUUGUGGCGUAUAUUUCGAGACAUUGGCACUAUUUUCUUCAUUCAGACCUGGCUCCAGUUAUUACGAAUCAGUUAUAUGAACUGAUCGAGCGGAUGAUUCGUGCGCACGAAUAUCCUGUGACAAGUUGGGGUAGGACUAUAGCCGCUUUUGUCUAUCAUUCAAAGUGUCAAUUGAAAAAGAGUCAGCUUUCACCCAUAAAGUUACACGGAGCUCAUGAUGAUUUCCGUCAUGUGUUUAAUCAUGGAAGCUCUUCUUAUAAUGGAGGGUGCCGUUACAAUGCCUUAUUUUUCACAGAUGUUUUCGAGAAGAAACUACGGUUUUUCUCCUAUCAUGAAUACAAAAAGAGGCUUCCCUCUUUCGGGCAACUGUACAAUCGCUACUCUUUUGUCAUCAACUCGUUCAUAGCUGCCAAGAAUUGCAUGCGUGAUCACGACCGCCUAGCCGAUCUUGCAGCAUUCUGCGGACACAUCUCGGCUCAGAUACCCGCACUCGCUGAUGAAUGGGUCGCUGCAAUCAAAGCAUUAUGUUGCACUAGUGUAAGCCAACAUACGGGUUAUGGUGAGCUGCUUGCUCAUAUCGAUAUAAAUGACUGCUCGACUCAUUAUCCGUUGGCCACGUUUGUUUUGUUGCUUGCCGGUAAAUAUGCCUUUAGUGUGCCGCGCCUAAUUGCUGAACUAUUGAACAACGCUUUUCCGGUGGUCAUGAAGAGGGAGCAAAGCUCAUUUGUGUCUGGACGCUACAACGUACUUGGAAGAAGCGAAUAUGAUUGCGAACCUGGUGCAUGCCUCACCCUCCUUAUUUUAGCGCAGAUCAGUUGUGCCACUGAUGAGCCUUACCAUCUAUCGGAGCAUUAUGUGGGAACAAAUCCAAAGGUGAAGUUGCUCCCGAAGUGUGCAGAUGAACACAUAUUGUCGAUGAUCCACUGGUGUGAGAUGGACAGCGUGCUUUUCCCUAUGUUAAGUAACAUUUGCAUCCUUAUGGAUACCUUACGAGGGCGCUUCAAGGAUUUGGAUUUCGAGCCAAGCAGAAUCAUCGAUUCCACAAAUUAUCGAAGAGAGUACCUCAUGAUAUUGCUGAAGGCCACACAAUCAGUUAUUUGUGAGGAAGACUGGGUUACAUUAAAGAUGUUCCGCAUUGUGGAGACAAAUCGAAUGGAGGCGUUCAACCAUGAUCGGCUGAAACAAAACUGCCUUGGUCAACAAUUACUGCGAAUGGGCAUUCGCCGUCGAAGCGAGCGUGAAGUACUGCGCGAAUUAUCCGUCUGCAAUGGGAACUCAAAGAAGGCUCUGAUUGACAAGUUGUUGGCGGUGAUGAACAUGUGGAACAUGAGAGCUACUUUGUUCGACUUGAUGCUUAUGAUCAAAGAAAUUUCACCAGAGGGAGCACAGAAACACGCACAACAGAGCGCAAUAGCGGCUGAUGCUCUCAUGGGGGAAAUUGGAAAAUGUUGUCGGGAUCUGUUCACGAAUGCUCAUAAGGAAGGCAUCCAGUUGCCACCAGCGAUUUUGGGUCGUGAUUUUCGCUUCCGGCAUGUAACCAACUUCUGGCUGAUAGCGUCGUUAGUUCGUCUAUGUCCGCAGCCAAGCAACGUGCCAAAUCAGUUUCACCACAUGACUGUGUCUGGCAAGUUUUUGAAGGAGGCUGCCUCUAUGUUAGAUACGGCUAAUGACAGCUCCAAGGAAAGAAUACAACAGAGUGCAUGGCUUCUUUCUCAACAGCCUUUCCUGAAUUUGGUUCUGGCUUGUUUGAAAGGAGAGAAUUUUCAACCAAAUAAGGACAUGCUUGUGUCAUCACUGUAUAAGCAACUUCUCGAUCUCACGAGUAAGACAAAAGAGAAUCCUGCCCUGCCCCUCAUGAAGAAGUUCUCAGCUGAACGGGAAGCAUUAUUGCUGAGACUGUCGCUUGUGGGUGGCAUCUUCAAACAGGUAUCUGAUAACUAA